Messenger RNA from Syngnathus acus (greater pipefish), 3070 nucleotides. It is a transcript of the gene mgrn1b, whose product is annotated as mahogunin, ring finger 1b. The record is from RefSeq and is a predicted model, not a curated record. Gene Ontology annotation, molecular function: ubiquitin protein ligase activity. The transcript has 17 exons. Gene Ontology annotation, cellular component: cytoplasm; plasma membrane; nucleus. Bases 263 to 1834 code for a protein of 523 amino acids. NCBI's taxonomy places the organism in Eukaryota, Metazoa, Chordata, Actinopteri, Syngnathiformes, Syngnathidae. Gene Ontology annotation, biological process: negative regulation of G protein-coupled receptor signaling pathway; protein ubiquitination; endosome to lysosome transport.
AAAUCAGCCAAUCAGAUCGCGCCACUGCGUUAACGUUAGCAUAUCGCUGGCAAAACAACAACUCGCCCACUUUCCUUUUUGGAUUCAGCACGUCCGCUAUCUACAAGUCAAUCGCGAUGUCGAAUUAAAUCGAAUUGUAUUACGUGACCGUUUUAUUUGUCGUUACGGUUACUGUUGUCCGAGUUUGGUCGCAGCUGCUGACGCACCGUUGGCCGUCUUGGCUGCUAGCUAACGUAGUGCUAGGCGGCGAAGGAAGACGAAGAUGGGAUCCAUCCUAAGUCGAAGAAUCGCUGGUGUUGAGGAUAUCGACAUCCAAGCUAACUCGGCCUAUCGGUUUCCACCGAAAUCUGGGAAUUAUUUUGCGAGCCACUUUUUCAUGGGAGGGGAGAAGUUUGACACACCACAUCCCGAGGGAUACCUUUUUGGGGAAAAUAUGGAUUUAAAUUUCCUGGGAAACAGGCCAGUGCAGUUCCCCUACAUCACUCCUGCACCCCACGAGCCCGUGAAAACCCUCAGGAGUCUGGUGAACAUUCGGAAGGACUCGUUGCGCUUGGUUCGGUAUAAAGAUGACUCUGACUCACCUGUGGAGGAGGGCGGCAAACCAAAGGUUCAGUACGGCGUUGAGUUCACAUUUGACGCGGACGCUCGGGUGGCCAUCACUCUCUACUGCCAGGCUUUUGAGGAAUUUUCCAAUGGGAUGGCUGUGUACAGCCCGAAGGAUCCAUCCAUGGCUUCGGAGACGGUCCACUACAAGAGGGGUGUGAGCCAACAGUUCUCCAUGCCUUCUUUCAAGAUAGACUUAAACGAGUGGAAAGAUGAUGACCUCAACUUUGACCUGGACCGAGGGGUGUUUCCCAUGGUGAUCCAGGCAGUGGUCGACGAAGGGGAUGACUGCCUCGGACACGCUCACGUACUUUUGGCAGCCUUUGAACGACACGUCGAUGGCAGUUUCUCCGUCAAGCCACUGAAGCAAAAGCAAAUUGUGGACCGGGUGAGCUACCUCUUACAGGAGAUCUACGGCAUUGAGAACAAGAACAACCAAGAAACUAAGCCGUCCGACGACGAGAACAGCGACAACAGCAACGAGUGCGUGGUGUGUCUGUCGGACCUGCGCGACACGCUCAUCCUGCCGUGCAGACACCUGUGCCUGUGCAACUCGUGCGCCGACACCUUGCGCUACCAAGCUAACAACUGUCCCAUCUGCAGACUGCCCUUCAGGGCCUUGCUACAGAUUCGAGCAGUGCGCAAAAAGCCCGGAGCGCUCUCCCCUGUCUCCUUCAGUCCUGUUCUGGCACAGACGAUGGACCACGAUGAGCACUCAGGCACUGAUUCAGUCCCACCUGGCUUUGAGCCCGUCUCGCUGUUGGAGGCCCUGAACGGCCUGCGGUCCACGUCACCUGCCGUUCCCUCGGCACCUCUAUAUGACGACAUCAACUUCUCGGGCGGCGACAGCGGCCGACAGCUGAGUUCCCCGGAGCAUUUGAGCGACGGCAGUCUGCAGAAAGGCAAAGUCAGCAAAUCACCUGACAGCACCCUGAGGUCCCCAUCUUCGCCCAUCCAGGAAGAGGAUGAGGAAAAGUUGUCGGAGAUGUCAGACGCUCAGCCGCACACGCUCCUGUCCAGCAGUCCGGCUCCCACCGAUGCCACCGCAACCGAGGACGUCGCAGACUCUCUGUCCCCGGAUGACGAGGACAGGCUGCACGCCGGCGCCGACAUCCUCCAGGACUGCGGAAGCGAACACAGCAGCUUGACCAAAACAGAGAGCGACCCCGCCGGCGACCUGUCGUUGCCAGCCCUCGGUCCCGACUCCUGCUCUAUCGGUAUGGAGGAGUAAGCGCGGUCGGGUCGUCCGAGUCCACGGAGAGCCUGAAGAGUCAGAGCACCAACUGCUCCAGCCAACCUCUCCUGUGCACCGCUAGCAGCUUCCACCGGGAAGACGAGCACCUCCUCCCCUGACGUCCUCGCUUUCUGCCUCGACGACUUUUCAUCCCGCCUCCCAUCAGGGUCGCCACCUCGGAAAAGGCUUUUCUCUCCCAAUGUGGAUUCCAAAGCACAUUUCCUCCUGUUUUGACUCCACUGCAGACAUAUAUAUUUUUAACAUCUGUCUGUGUUUGAAUACGCAACUCACCAGUCAUGGUUUUUUCAAGAUGUGACAUCUUAGUGUGUUUUUGAAAUGAUUUUUGCACUCUGACCAAACGGUUCAUAAUCCAUUCCUGACUUUACCAUGAUCAUUUAAACAUCUAGAUGCCUUGGUUCAUUAUUUAAAUCAUAUGCAAUUUACUCAUACAUUUACUAGAAUCCUGUGUUACUUUUUAAAUUGUAUACAUAUACAUGUUAUUUAGGGGAAAAGAACAAGAUACUUAUAUUGACAUGAGUAAAUGCAUAAACUGUGUACAGUAAACUCCCGUUCUUAAGCUCUGACAGUGAAUUGACAACCACCCAAAAAGCUUUGUAGUUGCAUAUAAACGCCACAAGACGGCGACAGCACUUUUUUUUUUCAAUUAGACAAGGUUAUGGCCUAUCUAAAUGAAGACCCCUCAAAAGUAGACAAAUUUGCAAAUGCCCAAACAGGAAAAUGCAGGGCUCACUGCAUUAUGUAAAACAAGAUGUUUCAAUUGCAUGUGCGGCAGCGCCACCGUCUGCUUAAGUGAUGUAGUUGCAAGAAAAACAAAACGAGCAUUUUGUACAUCUCUGUGCCUUGAGUUUGCCUGCUUGUUGCACUCAACAAUUUUGCCAGUACGCCACAACUGCACUCAACCUGGAGAUUUCAUGUAUAGUUAUUGUAAUUAAGCAAUAUUAAAUAUAGGUGUCAAUUGUUGGCUAUAACAUUAUGCAUUUGAUCAAUACAUAGACUCUCCGACCAUGCAAACAUCACAUAUGUGAUUUUUUUUUUUUAAGUCGACGCCGUGCCUUCCUGCCCUCCUUCAGACCAUAUAUGGCCCUGGUAUCCAGGACAACGCCAGAUGGUUAGUUUGUGUCCCAUCCGUAAAAUGCUGUGUUCAAGCCUCUUGUAAGUUUAGCAGCAUGUGCAUAGAACAAUAAAGAGCAAACAAUCGUUAUGUCAAAAAUG